AUGAGAGUUGGUAAAGGCUGCGAGCGGUGCCGUCAUCGCCACAUUCGUUGUACCAUCCCUCCAGGAGCGCCGGCUUGUGCUCCUUGUACUCGUCUAGGUCGUGCCUGUCACCUUGAUCCACGCUUCCAAUUUAAAGCCGUUCACCAUGUAUAUCAGAAGGAAAAAGGCACUACUGCUCGCUUUGACUUCAACUGGGGUGAAGAUCAGGUCUGGGUAGAUGUUUCUUCGAAGCUAGUGACUUUUGUCCUUGAGGCCGAUGGAUCAAGUGAAGGCGGGGAAUUUGAAUUGAGCAGACACACUUCUUUGACGCCACCUUACUUGCCACAUAUCAACCAGUCUGCUGAGUGUGCAGGUGGUUUUGAAAAUCGCCCAACUAUGCACUCUCCUUUGCAGAUUUCUAGAUCACCGCGAAUCUCGACCAGUGAUAGUCCCUUCUCAUCUCAGUCAGAUAAAAGAUCUACCAUAUCAUACCGAGAAGCAUCCUUAAUGCGAUGCUUCAUUCAGAAGAUUGCGCCUUGGGCAGAUAUAUGUGAUCCUCAGUCUCAUUUUAGUACCAUAGUACCUCAAAGGGCUCUACAGGUUCCUAUGAUUCUGAAGGCACUAAUGGCUCUUGCUGCUCGGCAUGACGCCAUAUUAACUGGAAACAGUGACUUGGAAGCAUCCUCCUACCACGGAGAAUGCCUAGAGCUGCUGAUCCCAGUAUUGGACCAACCAGAGAAUGCAUAUAACGAGAACUUAUUGGUCACAGUUGUUAUUCUGAGGAUAUGUGAAGAAUUGGAAAAUAAUACAGAUGAAAAGUUCCAUUUACUUGGAUCGAAUCGCCUGAUUAACCUGAUGUCUCGCUCUGCAUCCUCUGAUGGGCUCGCAGAAGCCGUGAGCUGGCAAUUCUUACGACAGGCGAUCUAUGCAUCGGUUGUACAGUAUCAGCCUCUACAAUUGAAUCUGGAAAAUUAUCAGUGCUCGACGAUGUUCCAACGCACUGACGAUGCAGCCGUCGCUAAUAUGAUCAUCUUUCAUUGCGCACAAAUUAUUCAACAUUGUCGGGAUGGACCCGGAGCACUAGUCGAUAUAUCUACUUGGCGUCAUAGUGCCAAGUCCAUUGAAGACUGGCACCAGUCCAUGCCUACAACCUGGCAGCCUUUAAGAUAUCAAGCCCCAAAUAUUGCUGUCGAUCGACCCUUUCCUGAAAUAUGGAUGAUGUCAGCUCCAGCUGUUGUUGGCAUGCAGUACUAUCAUGCAGCAUGUAUCUUUCUUUCUCUUUCCGAUCCUCACUCACAACCCAACAAUGAUUAUGAGCUAACUCGAAGUCGGCGAAUGACAGAGAGAACCAUCGCAACGCACCUUGUCAUUGUCAUAGGACUAUCUUGGUCCAAUGAAAGUGUGCAAAAUGCAUAUUUCAUGGCCUGUCAUCUUCUACAUCGCUUUGGAUAUUGCCUCCGACAUACUUCAGAACAACAGGGCGCCCUGCGCUUUCUAGGGAGGGUUGAAAAGGUAUUGGGAUGGCGCACGUCGUGGAUCAAGCAAGAACUUGAGCAACAAUGGACUGAGUUAGCCCAGCUGGAUCUAGUACGUCAUUAG
This is a messenger RNA of Penicillium malachiteum, 1578 nucleotides long. RefSeq names its product Zn(II)2Cys6 transcription factor. The record is from RefSeq and is a predicted model, not a curated record. Lineage: Eukaryota; Fungi; Ascomycota; Eurotiomycetes; Eurotiales; Aspergillaceae. Bases 1 to 1578 code for a protein of 525 amino acids. Gene Ontology annotation, cellular component: nucleus. Gene Ontology annotation, molecular function: zinc ion binding; transcription cis-regulatory region binding; DNA-binding transcription factor activity, RNA polymerase II-specific. Gene Ontology annotation, biological process: positive regulation of transcription by RNA polymerase II. The transcript has 6 exons.